Molecule: messenger RNA, 1098 nt
Organism: Otolemur garnettii (small-eared galago)
Lineage: Eukaryota; Metazoa; Chordata; Mammalia; Primates; Galagidae
Gene: SSTR5
Product: somatostatin receptor 5
Exons: 1
Coding region: 1-1098 (365 amino acids)
Biological process (GO): cellular response to glucocorticoid stimulus; neuropeptide signaling pathway; regulation of insulin secretion
Cellular component (GO): neuron projection; membrane
Molecular function (GO): somatostatin receptor activity; neuropeptide binding
Source: RefSeq, a predicted model, not a curated record
AUGGAGCCCUUGUUCCCGGCCCCUGUUUCCAGCUGGAAUGCUUCCUUGGCGGCCACCUGGGGAGGCAGUGACAACGAGACAUUGGCAGGGCAGGCAGCCAAGGCAGGGGCUCGGGCAGUGCUGGUGCCUGUGUUAUACCUGCUCGUUUGCACUGUGGGGCUGGGCGGUAACGCGCUGGUCAUCUAUGUGGUGCUGCGCCACGCCAAGAUGAAGACAGUCACCAACAUUUACAUCCUCAAUCUGGCAGUGGCCGACGUGCUGCUGCUGCUGGGGCUGCCUUUCCUGGCCACACAGAACGCCGCCUCCUUCUGGCCCUUCGGUCCGUUUCUAUGCCGCCUGGUCAUGACGCUGGAUGGCAUCAACCAGUUCACCAGUGUCUUCUGUCUGAUGGUUAUGAGUGUCGACCGCUACCUGGCAGUGGUCCACCCUCUGCGUUCUACCCGCUGGCGCCGCCCACGAGUGGCCAAACUGGCCAGCGCCGCAGUCUGGGCCUUCUCACUGCUUAUGGCACUGCCACUGCCAGUGUUUGCAGAUAUCCAGGAGGGCUGGGGCACCUGCAACCUCAGCUGGCCAGAGCCUGUGGGGCUGUGGGGUGCUGUCUUUGUCAUCUACACGUCCGUGCUGGGCUUCUUUGGGCCGUUGCUGGUCAUCUGCCUCUGCUACCUGCUCAUCGUGCUGAAGGUAAAGGCGGCAGGUGCACGUGCAGGCUGCCAGCGGCGUAGGCGGUCAGAGCGCAAGACGACACGCAUGGUGGUGGUGGUGGUGGCUGUGUUUGCGGGCUGCUGGCUGCCUUUCUUUGCCGUCAACCUCGUCAACCUGGCCAUUGCCCUGCCUGAGGAGCCUGCCUCCGCUGGCCUCUACUUCUUUGUGGUCAUCCUCUCCUACGCCAAUAGCUGUGCCAACCCCAUCCUCUACGGCUUCCUCUCUGACAACUUCCGCCAGAGCUUCCGCAAGGUCCUGUGCCUCCGCAAGGGCUAUGGCACUGAGGAUGCAGAUGCUGCAGAGCCGAGGCUGAACAAGACUGGGCAGCCACGGGAGGCCCCGCUGCCCCCAAGUAGCCCUGAGGCCAAGAGUCCCGUGCAGACCAGCAGGCUGUGA